Molecule: messenger RNA, 1386 nt
Organism: Talaromyces stipitatus ATCC 10500
Lineage: Eukaryota; Fungi; Ascomycota; Eurotiomycetes; Eurotiales; Trichocomaceae
Exons: 2
Coding region: 319-1287 (322 amino acids)
Biological process (GO): fungal-type cell wall organization
Cellular component (GO): plasma membrane; cell cortex of cell tip
Source: RefSeq, a predicted model, not a curated record
ACGGUGGUCUUCUUCUGCGAUGAUCUGUAUUUGCGCUGUCAAUGAGUCUGCUCAUUUUGGGCAUGAUCAGUUGUGUCGUGUACGGUGUACCUAGUCACCCUAAGUCAGCCAGGCAAGCAGGUGCUGCCUAGCUGUCGUCGCUUCGUGUGUCAUUAAUUAUCUAUUUCUAUUUCUUUUAUUUACUCAAAUCUUUUUGAGCUAAAUCGAUAUUCUCGAUAGAGGCAACUAUUCUGUUUAAACAGAUUAUUGACCUUACCGCUGAGUCGGUACUGCUAGCCACCUACUAGCAGUCGUCAACCUCGAGUGAGGAAAAAUAUAAUGGCCUCCGAAGAAAAGCGCAUUCACAGCUCCAGGCGGCAUUCAACCGUCGUCUGGCACCGACUCCUACGUUCACUCAUCUACCUCCUCGCCUUCGUCUUUCUCCUGCUGGUAGUGAUCGGAAACGUCUCCAAUAAAUCCGUGCUUCGCGAAACAUAUUUCCUCAAACUCGAUACGACAAAUGUCAUACCGCAAUCGAUCCCGAACGCAGUGUUUAUUAACAGCAUCGCUCGUUCCCUCGGUCUGCAUGACUUCUAUCAGGUCGGACUUUGGAAUUAUUGUGAGGGAUAUGAUGAUACCGGUAUCACGCAUUGUUCAAACCCGGAAACGUUGUACUGGUUUGAUCCGGUGUCGAUUUUGUUGAAUGAGCUUCUUGCUGGUGCUACAAUCGCUCUUCCGACCGAAAUCACAGAUGCUCUGAAAAUCGCCCGAGUUGCAUCCCACUGGAUGUUCUCCCUAUUCAUCACCGCAACAGUCCUGUCAUUUAUUGCCAUUUUCCUCGCGCCCUUCGCAACAUCCAACCGACCUCCACAGUCAAUCUCCCCAGACGAACAUGUCAAUGAAGCCGUCCACCCUCACCGCCGACCAACAUUCAUCCUUUUCCGGGCUCUACCAAUGGCCAUCUUCACAUUUAUAAUAGCACUAUUCACCAUCGUAGCCUCGGUCGUUGCGACCGUCAUGUUCACUAUAUUCGCCAAUGUCUUCAUGAACAAUACCGCCGAUUUGAAUAUCAAGGCAUAUUUAGGAAAGCCUAUGUUGGCCUUUAUGUGGACAGCGUCCGGAUUGACAUUGCUUGGAUUUAUUAUCCAGGUGGCAUCGUGCUGUUGCGCUUGUUGCGGUGGACGAAAGGCUCGUAAACAGCUCAAGGCACAGGCCUCGCGUCGGAAAGAGCAGAGUUUGAGUUCUGGGGGUAGUGAGUCGGAUCCUUCUACUAGGAGACGGUUUCGAUGGGGGAAGCGUUCGACUUGAUUUAUAUUCAGUAUGGAGUAUAUAGAGAGGGAAUAGUAUUUGGUUUUAGUUAGAUAACGAUAUAGAUAUAGAUGUUUAUAACGAGCCUAACGACAGUCC